Paramuricea clavata is the source of this 1572-nucleotide messenger RNA. The record is from the annotation of a GenBank genome assembly. Lineage: Eukaryota; Metazoa; Cnidaria; Anthozoa; Malacalcyonacea; Plexauridae.
AUGGCUACGUACGGUCGAAUAGAUGAAUACGACGAGAGUGAAGAAUGGACACAGUAUGUGGAGCGAAUGGAUCACUAUUUCGAAGCGAAUGAUAUCGAAGACAAAGAUAAGAAACGCUCGAUUUUCCUGAGUGUUAUAGGUGCGAAAACCUAUAAACUACUGCGAGGUUUAAUACGGCCAGAGGUUCCGAACAAAUUGUCAUAUGAAGAAUUAUCUGAAGCUAUAAAAAACCAUUAUGUUCCGAAGCCAUCAGUAAUUGUACAACGUUAUAAAUUUAAUACUCGGGUCAGAAGAAACGACGAAUCAAUCUCGACUUUUAUGGCCGAACUUCGGGCAUUGUCUGAACAUUGUGAGUUCGGUAGUGCAUUAGAUGAAAUGUUGAGAGAUCGAUUAGUCUGUGGUGUCAACGAAGAUCGAAUACAGAGACGUUUACUGGCUGAACCGACAUUAGAUUUAAAACGAGCUUUAGAAAUUGCACACGGGAUGGAAACAGCCGCUAAAGAUGUUCGUGACUUGAAGGGAGAAAUGCCAAAUAAACACUCGAUGAAUAAAUUACACGGCGGUAGACACAGCGACGAAUACAAAGAAUGUUAUCGUUGUGGUGGUAAACACGACCAUACAAAGUGCCGGUUUAAAACUGAAAAGUGCCAUCAAUGCGGUAAAAUUGGACACAUAGCGAAAGUGUGCCGAAGUUCUAAGAAGGUUUCAAGCGAGAAACGACUAAAGCAAGGGAAAAACUUUCGGGGGAAAAAAGGACGGGAUUCGGAAAUGAAUAAAGUUGAACAGCAUCAACGCGACGAAGAGCUAGCGUAUAAUUUAUUCAGCUUCAAAGACAAAGAGAAAACACCGCCGUAUCGCGAAAAAAUGACAGUGAAUGGUAUUGAUAUCAACAUGGAGAUUGAUACGGGAGCAUCGUUCUCGGUGAUUAAUGAGAAAACAUUGCAAGAAAUUAGUCGCGGUAAAGGAAAUCUCGACUUAAAACAAACUGAAAUUUCCUUACGUACCUACACUGGUGAGAAAAUAUCUCCGAAGGGAAUUACUGAAGUGGUGGUCGAAUACAAUAACCAAGUUAGUCGGUUACCAUUAUUGGUGCUGAAAGGCAAUGGUCCUAAUUUGAUUGGUCGAAAUUGGCUUGAAAACAUUUGCUUAAAUUGGACAAGCAUCAAACGACUAGCCAAGCCUAACUUAGAAGAGGUUUUAAACAAGUACGACGACUUGUUUACAGACGAAUUAGGCAAAUUGAAUGGCGUGACUGCCAAGAUUUACGUCGACCCGUCAACGAAACCGAUUUUUUGUAAAGCUCGGUCGGUACCAUACACGAUGAAACCUAAGAUUGAAAAGGAACUCGAAAGGCUCGAAAGACAAGGAACAAUUGAAACCGUACAGUAUUCAGAUUGGGCAACGCCAGUGGUACCAAUCAUGAAACCUGACGGAAGUGUUCGAUUGUGUGGGGACUACAAAAGGACUGUGAACAAAGUUUCCCGCUUGGAUCGGAUGCCUACCCUUUACCUAAGAUCGAAGAAGUUCACAAUAAACUGGCAGGAGGGAAAACAUUCACUGAGCUCGAUUUAA